Molecule: messenger RNA, 7349 nt
Organism: Peromyscus maniculatus bairdii (prairie deer mouse)
Lineage: Eukaryota; Metazoa; Chordata; Mammalia; Rodentia; Cricetidae
Gene: Erich3
Product: glutamate rich 3
Source: RefSeq, a predicted model, not a curated record
AUCUCCUCCCAUAUCCUUCUAUAUCACGGCCCAGCGAGCAGGGUGGGAGCUAGUUUCUUUUCCAGCUUGUCCAGGUUUGGUUCCAGCCGUCCCGCUGCUUCUCCGGGCCCUGGGUGCUUGCCUUUUCUCCUCCCUUAGCAACCGGGAGCCUGUGGACGCUACCAAGCAGCAACUGGGAGGCUGCGGGGAACCCGGGCAAGGAAGGGAGGAGCCCAGCCCAGGUGCUCUGAGUCCCACCGCGGCAGCAGCGCAAAGCCACCGUUAGCUGCGUCUGCACCUGCAGCGGGGUCCAAAAGGGAUUCAGCAAAAAUGAGCCAUUCGCACCCCGCUGGAUUACUUGCCACUUAUAACAGCCUCACAGAUAAACACCUGGCUGGGUAUUUUAACAAUACCAGGAUCAGGCGGCACCUCCUAAGAUCAGGGCUGAUCACUAGAAGUGGGAGGAUACUUUCUGAAAAGGAGUACAAAGUAAACACCAUGAAGCAGGAUCACAAAAAAUACAUCCGGGAGUGCUUAGCCCAGGCCAUCUUCCACAAGGUUCUUGAUAUGGAGCGCGAUCACCAGCUGGAAAUAAAAAGGAAACUGGAUACCUUAGCUAGGAAAGAGCGGACUCAGAGGCUGAAGGGAGAGUACACAAGACGAUUUAUUGAAGAUAACAUGCCCAUUCUGACUCCCCAUCCUCCAGCUGGUCCAAAGACUAACCGUGGCUGUAGCGUUCUGGCUGAGGAAGGACGUUCUAGUCCAUUAACACUGACAGCUCCUCGACCAUAUACUGCCCCAGGAAAUAUGCAGCCUCCAAUUCGAUUGCAGCCUCUUCUCAGUAAUCGCUCAACGAGAAAUGUUUCAAAGAUAACUUCAGGGUCCAAACCCAGAACCUCAUUGCUGGAAAGUGAAGCUCCAUUUCCUAUUGGGGGCAAGAAAGCAAUGAUGAAAUUCAGGAACUACAUGGACAAUUCCCAGAGGCCGGAUACCUACCAACUUCCAGACAUUAACAGUUACCUGACACCUAUCCCCCCGACACCCCAACCUCAAGCAGGAAAGAUCUCCAGGGAGAACAGGUCCGAGCCUUGGAGGAGGAAGAGGCUGCGUCCCAUCACGGCUCCAAAUGGCUUAGAGCCCCUCUACACCAGGGAUCCGGGAAGGAUUUACAAAGCAGCACCACAUAGCAAUGCAGUUAUCACAAUGGUCUAUUUCGGGAAGAAUGUGCACCUAUCUUAUGAAGACACAGACUUUCGAGAUGAAAUCAAGAUUUACCAACAGCACUGUGGAGGAGAGAACCUCUGUAUCUACAAAGGCAAACUGCUUGAGAAAGACACCUUUCAGUUUAUCUCCAAACGACACCAUGGCUUCCCCUUCAGCCUCACCUUCUUUUUGAACGGGAUUCAAGUGAACAGGCUCAGCUCCUGCUGCGAGUUCAAGCACCGUAGGAGCUCGAGGCUCGGAGGCAAGAGAGGCUACUUCGGGAUUGUGAAUGUGGAGAAGGCAUCUCCUUGCUACAGGUGUAUUAUUGCCAUGGGCCUUGACAGAAAACCAUCUCCAACAAAACCUAGGAAGGAAAAGACUGUUGAGAAGAAGGAGGAACCACUGAAGAAGAGUCAGGGGAAACUGAGGAAGGACCGAGAUAAUACACCAUCGAGAAGGAACAAGAUGGAGGGGAAAGAAACCUUGGUCUCAACCACUUUUUCAGCGGAGGAAAUAAAGCCAGGCGUCAGAGAAGUGAGAACAGCUAUAGAGGAAAUGGAAUGGAAGGGCGAGUCAGGACAAGAUGUUUGGGAAGAGGACCAGGAAAACGCUUUUAAAUACGACUACGAAGAAGAUUUCGAAGUAGAUGAGGAAAAACAAGAUGAGAGAGCUGAAGACGAGGGUCAGGCUGAAGAUCAGACGAGUGCAACAUCCAAGUCACCCACCGAAGGAGAAAAAGAUAAUUUAAGCCUUGAAAAGGAGGAGGCACCGGAUGUCCACGACAGUGACAACCGUGAGGAUGAUGGGUGCUCGGACAGUGAAGAGGAUAGACAAGAUACUAAGACCCUUUCAUCGAUCUCAUCCAGAAGUCACCCUUACUCCAGUGACAGUGAAGACGAUUCUACGGAGCUGUGUGCAGAUGCCCACUCUGGAAACAGUGCGGGGGGAAGUUCCACAAGUUCCUCUUCUCACGACCUACAGGAAAACGAUGACCAAGGAAAAUUCCACUUUCCAGCCGAGGAGUCCUUGGAAACUGAGAUCGAAGAGCAAGAAAUCACAAAAGUAGAUGUGGAUAACGGCCCUCCAUCGACAGAGGUUAGAUAUAUACAUGUUACUGAGGAAGAACCAACAGAGGGAACCCAAGAGAUUACAGAAGCCAAGAUGUCUAGGCAGUCUGCUUCUCCAGAGGCAAAGGCUAAAAGUCAGCUCCAGGUAGGAGGCACAACUGUGGUAGAGGACAGAAAAGCAGGCCUCCCUGGGCUGGAAGAAGAGGUUGCACAGGUAACAGGUGAAGCCCAAUCACCUGAACACUACCGCUCCCACACGGCAGCUGGACUUAGCACCACAGAGGACGAUGGGAUGACACCCACGAGAAAACUGGAGGUCAGCCUGGGUGGAGUGGUGGAGGAAAGAGCAGCCAUCAGCUCAAAUGAGCAGCCCGAGCAAGCUGCACAAGAGGUGUGCCCACCGGAGAAGGAAACAGCCAUGGAGGAAGAUGAAUGUUCCCAGUCUGAGGAUGCUGACACCAAUGCAGGACCGAGGGAGAAAGCAGGAAUGGAGGAAGACGAAGCCCACCAUCCCCAGGAUGCUGACAUGGACAUGGGGCUGAGGGAGAAAGCAGGGAUUGCAGAGGUCCCCUUAGGGAAGAAGAGCCCUACAGAAGAGCAGUCGACAGAGGAAGGGGAGCGCCCGCCGAGCACAGCUAGGGAGGCAGAGACAGGCACAGAAGGCUGUGGCGGGUCUGGAGAGGAGCAGUUAAACCCCACAGGAAAAACAGCAGUGGGCGGCUCAGCGGCGUUUCUAAACGUGGAGCAAGCACUGGACAGUCAGAGGACGGUGGACCCCGACAGGCAGCGCUUGCUGCAGACAGUGAUGGGGAAAGGAAGGGCAGUUUCUGGAAGGGAGCCAGUUUUGGAGAGGGCAGUGCUCACAGAGAGCCCAGAGUUCAGCUCAGAGACUCCUGGGGAAUCAGCAGUUCUGAAAGAAUCAGGGACUCCUGAAGUGGAGGAGGCACAGAGCCAGGCAGGCUCCCCAGGACCGGAUGGGAACCAAGGCAAAGAGGGAGCUCUCACAGAGCUAGAGGACAAGGGGCCCGUGGAGGACGCAGCACCAGAGAGAGAGGAUGGUUCGGAAGAGGCAGUCCUUGGAGGGGAGAAAGCAGCUAUGGAGAGGAAGGGGGUUCUAGAAGGACAAGCACCCUCGAGCUCCUCAGCAGGAGAAGCAGGGGCAAGCCCCAGAGAGGCAGUCCAGGGCCACCCUGAGAAACUCUGUAAGGCAGACACACCAAGGGAGGGAGUUGUGGCUGACACGCAAUCUGUCCUGGAACAGGAUCCCACAGCAGUGCUCCCGGGGGAGUUCACUGCAGCUGCAGACCGGAGGAAAGUUGAGAGGCCCCCAACACCUCCCAGAGAAACUGGAUCUGAAAGAGAAGAGGGGACAGGGGUCAAGGUGGUGAAGACAGAAGAGAAGUUAGAGGAGCAGAAAGCUGAAGGGGCAGAGGAGGGCACAGCGGAGGGAGUGAGGUCUGUGGAAGACGCCUAUGCAUCCCCCAAUAAGAUGGAGGCUGAUCCUGAGGGUGUAAAUCCCACAGGGGCGACCGAGUUGAGUGAGGACACAAGGCUUCUAGAAGAGUCACCCAAAGAAAGAACCAUUGCCUUGUUUGAAGCAAAACUUCAAUUUGGGAAGUUAGUGGAAGAUAAUGAAGCCACAGCCACAGAGCACAGAGGAGGAGGAGAAGAGCUGCCAGGCCCGGAGAGUGAGGCUCCAUUGCAGCAGGGGAGGAUGCCCUGCGCCCCUGGACCUGAGCCAGCAGGCAAAGCUCGGGGGCCUGAGAGUGUGUUCACAGCCAGAGGCCGAGAGAGGCCUGCCAAGGAGCUGGGCAGCCUCGAGGGACCAGAGAGACCGGGUGAAGAAGAAGGGCCUUUGCAAAGGCAGAGAAGGGACAUCGUAAUGACGUGUGGACAUCUUCCCGCGGAAAAGCUCACCGUAACAGAGCUGUUCAGCGGAGAGGCUGAGGGCGAGAAGACACAGGAAGAGGGCGGUGAGGUCAGAAAGCACCCUCCAGGAACAGUGGCUGACAGCCUGGCAGGGCAGGACUGGGCCACGGGAGGAGGCACGGUCAAAGAUGAGGAGGAUGCACAUGGAAGAGGAGUUGAAGAAACAGUUGCAGAGCACGGGGAGGGGCGGGCAGAGUCAUUGUCCACUUCUGGGGACAGUGUGACCUCCUCCUUUGCAGAUGUCCAGAAGGAAACCUGGAACGGAGCAGGCGAGGCUCCAGGAGAAACAGCAGCCGAGGACAGUGUGGCAGCUGAGGACAUGACAUCCAGGACAGAGAAGGUGGCCGUGGUAGAGGGAGUGGCAUCAGCAGAGGCUGGGGAGGUCACACAGGAACAGAAGCCUCCUGAAGUGCAGGGCUCAGAGCCAGGGGAAGCGAAGGCCUCUCAGCAUGCAGGCACGGCUGUGGAGGAGACAGGGACUAGGAGGCAGGAUGAGGGGCACCAGUCAGGAGCAGCUGAGGAGUUCAGAGGACCAGUGCCUCAAGGAGAGACAGAGCUUAGCAGUUUCUAGAGGCAGCACUUCCCAGGAAGCUGGAUUUUUCUGGAACCCCAGAGAAAUUGCAAAGAGAAAGUUCCCUUGAUCACAAUGGAGUACAUAUAUGUAAUAUGAUGCUUAAAUACCUAAGUUUUGAAUAGUGGAAGUAAACUUCAAAAUAUAUUUAUUUUACAUAUUCUGUUGUUUCCAAGACACCAUCAGGUCAUUAGGGCCUAAUUUCUAUUAUUUUGAAUGAUUUUUACCCAUAGUGCUAUCUUUUUUCCCCCAGCAUAUUAUGGGAAAAGACUGAUACAGGCACCUCACCAGUACUUUAGAUUUUCUUUUAACUCGCUGUUGGCCUUCUUUGGUCUUGAUCUGUAGGUGCUGGUCAGUAGGUUAGUAACCAUGGUGAAAUAGCUCAGGUAGAUUGCUCUCACGGGAACUGUGGUCCCAAACAGAGAAUGGGGGGUAUUGAACAUUCUACACAGCUAUAUUUAAAUCAAAGUGAUAAUUUUUUAAAUAUUUGGCUUUUACCAAAGAUUACCAGAAGGCGAUCCCUGAUGACUUGAAUUUGUUUAAAUCACUUUUUAUUUGCAGUUAAAUAUUAGUCCCAGUUUCAUGCAUGGAAUUGUGUCUUAAUCACCUGGUCUUCAGAAUGAGCUGCUCGGCCUCUUCCAUGUCCACUUAAAACUGAAGAUUGCCCCAAGCCUUUCCAAGUCCUUCCAGGAAAAGGAUUCCAUGGUGUGGAAAUUCACUUUCUCUUGGAAACGUUAAUUAUUCCUAUUUACACCUGGUGUGUGUGUGUGUGUGUGUGUAAAGUGAGAACCUUCCUGAAAGUGCCCUUUGCUUGUGUGUCUUUGUGUCCCAUUUUCUCUGGUAGACUGGCAAAGUGUGACUUUCAGCAUUUUGUCAUUGGGAGCAUUAUUUAUCAGAUUUCUCAAAUGCAAAAAACAAAAAAAAGUACUUAGUCUAGGUAACUCUGAGAAGUGUGGUUGUAAUGGGAAAACUUGCUCCAUCACACAUACCCUGGUCCAUCACAGGCACUCUGGGAAGACAUGGUCCAUCACACACACACUCUGGGAAGACAUGGUCCAUCACACACACUCUGGGAAGACAUGGUCCAUCACACACACUCUGGAAAGACCUGGUCCAUCACACACACUCUGGGAAGACCUGGUCCAUCACACACACUCUGGGAAGACAUGGUCCAUCACACACACUCUGGGAAGACAUGGUCCAUCAUACACACUAUGGGCAGACAUAGUCCAUCACACACACUCUGGGAAGACCAGGUCCAUCAUACAUAUCCUGUACCUGAUGUCAUCCUAAAGAUAUGCAGCCUGUGUUCCUUCGGGGUUCUGUUCUGAGUGACCCUACAAUAUGUUAGCAAUCAUAAUCACUCUUCAGAGGGUGCCCAUAUACAGUUUCCUAGUUGGAUACCAGCAUAUUGUGAGGGUCUAAGUUUUCUUGAAGACAUCCACACACUAUGCCCCAAAGGUCACAAGUGAGAAGAUGAGAGUUUUUCCCAGGCAGCAAUUCCCCAGCAGGAGGAGAAUCAACCUUUCAUGGGGGACUUUCACGACUGAAUUCUUUCCCCAUAACAAAGCUUCAGAUAUACUUGGUCUUAAAUGAACCUAUGCAUAAAUAUUUAAUUUUUUCUUGAUUCUACUAUGUAGCCAAAGUUGAGGACUUUUCCCCCCAGUCAUCAGACAGUCAUGCUGUCUGCCAUCUGCUCUGUGUUGCUAUUGUCAAGGUGUCCUGUUGUUACAGAUGGUUUUAAUUUUGAUGAUUGUUCAGGAGCUUCUUGAUAAUCAAUGAUGUACCAGAGUAGACAUAUUGGAACAGAGAGUGGACGGAUCAUUUUAUCACGGACAUUAUCACCUACAGCUUGCCACCUGCCCUCUUCUCAUAAUUAGAAACUGCAGAGGGUGUUGGGGCAGGGGCGUGGUGGGGGGAGGGGCAGAAACUGCUGCUUUACCAAACCUUGGAGGUGAUUGAUUCUGAAGUGUACCAAAGCCUGAACGCUGCUCAGAUGGAUCACUAGUUACACCGAGGCCUCAUUGUGGUUAAAAAACAGAUUGCAGGAACACUGUCAAGUUCAUCUUGGUCUCCUUGUCUUUUGUGACAAAGCAUACAGCAUGUGUGGUCAUUCUAAAGGAGAUGGUAAUCACCAUAAAAGUGAUGGAUCCACCCUUCAGCUCAUUUCAGUAUGAUUGUAUGGGGUGUAUUUGGGACUUGCCUCUCAGUCAGCUGAAUCUGACAGCAGGCUCCCUGCCCUGUGCUCUGUUCUAUGGCUGGAUCUCAUCUCCUCCACAUCCAGAUCCACGGCAUUACUGUGACCGAUAUAGGACUUCACCCAGCAUUAUCCGCCAUACUACAGAACACUUGGAGCACAAGAACUGAUGAGAAAGAUUUUGCAAACUUGUUAAUCAUGUUGAAAAAUGAGGUUUGUACAAUGUGCUAAAUGGAAAUUGCCUUGGAUUAUUUUUAUAUUUAACACCUUCCAUCGGCCCAGUCUGUAGCACAAUUCUACAAUCUGCAUGUGGAUUUAACUGUGAAAUUCAGUGUUGUGAUGUUUUGAUUGAGUGAAUUUUAUCUUUGUAAAUAUUACAACAAUAAAAUUAUGUUUAGUGAAA